AUGAAUGAAUCCAGCAGAGAAAACAUCAACUCCGUUAGCUACUUCAUCCUCAUGGGCUUUCCCUCGAGCCCAGAAAUGCAGUUCCUCUUCUUUGGACUCUUCUCAGUAGCUUAUAUUCUAACCCUGACGGGGAAUACAGCCAUUGCCUGUGCUGUGCGAUGCGACCACCGCCUUCACACUCCCAUGUACAUCUUCUUAGGAAAUUUCUCUCUCCUGGAAAUAUGCUACAUCACCACAACUGUCCCUAACAUGUUGGUCAACUUCCUCUCCACAAGUAAGGUUAUCUCCUUUGUGAGCUGCUUUGCGCAGUUCUACUUCUUCUUCUCUUUAGGGUGUGAUGAGGGCUUGUACCUUUGCAUCAUGGCCUCUGACAGAUACCUUGCCAUCUGCCGCCCUCUGCACUACCCACGCAUCAUGACCAGGCGGCUGUGCACUGGCCUCGUCAUCUUUGGAUGGUCUUCUGGUUUUAUCCUCUUCGUAACUCCAGUUGUUCUUAUUUCACAGUUGCCCUAUUGUGGCCCAAAUAUCAUCAACCAUUUUAUAUGUGAUCCUGUCCCAUUGAUGAUGCUGUCCUGUUCUAAAGACACCACCACCCAGUUCACUUACUCGACUUUCAAUGUAGUCUUCAUGAUCGGCACUUUUCUCUUUAUCCUGUGCUCCUACGCUCUAGUGAUUCUGGCUGUGCUAAGAAUGCCCUCCGCAGCAAGCAAGCGCAAGGCUUUCUCCACCUGCGCCUCUCAUCUGGCUGUGGUGUUCCUGUUUUAUGGCUCUAUUAUGGUCAUGUAUGUGAGCCCUGGAUCCAGACAGCCAGUAGAAGUGCAAAAAAUUGUGACCCUGUUUUAUUCUGUAAUAACACCUCUCUGCAAUCCUCUAAUUUAUAGCCUGAGAAACAAGGAGAUGAAGGCUGCCCUAAGGAAAACUUUUGGAACUGAAACUGCUCAUAAAAUGUAA
Molecule: messenger RNA, 951 nt
Organism: Ochotona princeps (American pika)
Lineage: Eukaryota; Metazoa; Chordata; Mammalia; Lagomorpha; Ochotonidae
Product: olfactory receptor 11G2
Exons: 1
Coding region: 1-951 (316 amino acids)
Biological process (GO): G protein-coupled receptor signaling pathway
Cellular component (GO): membrane
Molecular function (GO): G protein-coupled receptor activity; olfactory receptor activity
Source: RefSeq, a predicted model, not a curated record